Molecule: messenger RNA, 554 nt
Organism: Anoplophora glabripennis (Asian longhorned beetle)
Lineage: Eukaryota; Metazoa; Arthropoda; Insecta; Coleoptera; Cerambycidae
Gene: Srp14
Product: signal recognition particle 14 kDa protein
Exons: 3
Coding region: 128-451 (107 amino acids)
Biological process (GO): SRP-dependent cotranslational protein targeting to membrane
Cellular component (GO): signal recognition particle, endoplasmic reticulum targeting
Molecular function (GO): 7S RNA binding; endoplasmic reticulum signal sequence receptor activity
Source: RefSeq, a predicted model, not a curated record
CUUUAAUUUUCAGUUCAUAUGUUACCUUGUUCUUCUUGUCACGUUUUGGUUAAUAAUAUUCAACAUAUUUUUGGACCAAGUUAAAAAAGUUUUGGAUCUAGAUAACUAUAUCUACACUUAAAAUAAUAUGGUUCUGUUGGAAAAUGACUCUUUUCUCUCCGAAUUAACAAAAUUAUUUCAAAAAGCUAGAAUGGAUGGAUCAGUGACAAUGACAUUUAAAAGAUAUGAUGGCAGGGAUCGUCCCAAACCUAGAGAAGGAAAGCCUGCCCUCCCAGAAUCACAAGAACAUAUGUGUUUAGUUAGAGCAAAAUUCCGUUCUAAAAAAAUCGCUACCGUGAUACACCAAAAAGAUAUAAACAAAUUUCAAGUUGCUUAUAGUAGUUUGCUUAAAGGAAAUUUAGAUGGACUUAAAAAAUUAAAGAAGCCUAAAAGUAAGACGAAGGCUGAAUAAAAUUGCAUUUGUCCCAUCUGUAAAGUGUACACAAAAUAUUUUUAUGAUUUUUUUUGUAUAAUCAUUUCUGAUUAGAAUAACUUUUUUAUGUUGUAACUGAAAA